GAAGCGUCAGUGACGUCUUCGUGCGCGGCUCGCUGCCGCUUCACCGCUCCGCUUUUUCCGCCUUUACUCCGUCCGGUCGGCAUGACGGUGGGAGGUGGACGCUCCUCUUAAAAAUGGCUUUUAAUUAUCAAUAUGCGUGGAAGUGGAGACUAUAAACCCGACACGUUUUUACAGCCGCUGCUGCUGCUGCUGCUGUUGUCAGGUGGUCGUUAGCUCCCCGGGCUAACGCGGCUAGGCUAGGUGACAGGUAAACCUGGUGGGAAAUAGUUUUCUGUAACGUAAAACAAAAGGAGCAAAAUGGAGCUGUUUCAAGCAAAAGACGAGUAUAUUCUCCAGAGUGGAGACCGUGCCCUGUGGUGCAGCCGGAGAGACGGGAGCCUGACUGUCAGACCUGCCACAGAUCUUUUGUUAGCCUGGAACCCGGUGUGUUUGGGUUUAGUGGAAGGUGUCAUUGGAAAGAUACAGCUUCACACAGACCUUCCACUCGGCCUCGUAUUAAUCCGCCAGAAAGCACUGGUUGGUAUUUUACCAGGCAACCACAAAGUUUACAAGAUUACCAAGAUAGCUGUCAUUCCACUGUCUGAAGAAGAGCCUCAGGAACUCGAGCUGGAGGGGAGCUUCAUGGAGGGUGAGACCCAUUAUUUUCAACUUUGCAAGAAACAUCAUUUUGGAAUUGACAAAUCGGAGAAAUUGGCCCAGUCCCCAGACGAGUCGAAGUUGAUGAAAACGUUGAGUCAGAUCAAAUCUAACGUGGCUGUGCCCAUCAAGAAAAAGUAUUCCCCUGCUUUCCAGGUGAAGGAAAACAAAGAGAAGGAGCGUCUGGAAAGACGGCUGCUGGACGAGCUGUACAAGAUCUUCAUGGACUCGGACUCUUUCUACUACAGCUUGACCUACGACUUGACAAACACUGUGCAGCGCCAGGGAGAGUUGGAGAAGUCAAACCUACCCCUAUGGAAGCAGGUGGAUGAUCGCUUCUUCUGGAACAAAUACAUGAUCCAAGAUCUUAUCGACCUUCAGGUCCCAGAAGCGGACUUCUGGGUGACACCGAUCAUCCAGGGCUUCGUACAGGUGGAGGAACUGGUGGUGAACUACAAUGACACGUCGGAUGAGGAACGGAGCAGCCCAGAGACUCCACCGAAGGACGUCACCUGUGUCGACGACAUCCACCCUCGCUUCACCGUGGCCCUGAUCUCCAGACGCAGCCGUCACCGCGCAGGGAUGCGGUACAAGCGAAGAGGCGUGGAUACAGACGGACAUGUGGCCAACUAUGUGGAGACAGAGCAGUUGAUUCACGUGCACAGCCACACUCUGUCCUUUGUGCAGACUCGUGGCUCCGUGCCCGUGUUCUGGAGUCAGGCCGGGUAUCGCUACAACCCCAGGCCACGCUUGGAGAAAGGAGAGAAGGAGACUAUGCCUUAUUUUGCUACUCACUUUGAGGAACAGCUUAAACUUUACAAGAAGCAGGUCAUCAUUAACUUAGUCGAUCAAAGUGGACGGGAGAAAAUAAUUGGCGAUGCAUUUCUGAAGCAGGUCCUUCUAUACAACAACCCAAACCUCACCUACGUGUCAUUUGACUUCCACGAGCACUGCCGUGGUAUGAAGUUUGAGAACGUGCAAGUACUGACGGAUGCGAUUUCUGAUAUCGUCACGGACCUGAAGUGGGCCUGGGUGGAUCAAGCAGGAGUGAUCUGCCAGCAGGAGGGUUUCUUCAGGGUCAACUGCAUGGACUGUCUGGACCGGACCAACGUGGUCCAGGCUGCUCUGGCCCGGGCGGUGAUGGAACAUCAGCUGAAGAAAUUAGGCGUGAUGCCUCCAGAGCAGCCUCUGCCUCUCAAGUGCUACAGGAUUUAUCAGGUCAUGUGGGCCAACAAUGGUGACACCAUCAGCAGACAGUACGCGGGCACAGCAGCACUUAAGGGAGACUUCACCAGGACGGGAGAGAGAAAACUGGCUGGUGUGAUGAAAGAUGGCGUAAACUCUGCCAACCGUUACUAUCUGAACCGUUUUAGAGAUGCCUACAGACAAGCAGUUAUCGAUCUAAUGAUGGGGCUGCCGGUGACCGAGGACCUCUACUCCAUCUUCAGUAAGGAGAAGGAGCAUGAGGAGAAAGAGGAAGAGAGCCAGAGAGGAGCGCAGGAGCAAGUCAGCCUCCUGUUGCAGACGUACAUGCAGCUUCUGCUGCUAGAUGAUGAGAAGUUUCACGGCGGUUGGGCCCUGAUCAACUGUGACAUGAGCCUCAUUGAUGCAACAAACAAAGACGUGGAUGUGUUGCUGCUCCUGUCAGACAAAGCCUACUACAUCGCUUACUAUGACGAGGAGGCAGACAAAGUUAACCAAUACCAACGCCUUAACUUGGAGGGCUUGGAGAAGAUUGAAAUUGGUCCGGAGCCUACUCUAUUCGGGAAACCGAAGUUCUGCUGUAUGCGUUUGCACUUCAGGAACGAAGACACGAGUGGAUACUUCCACACGCUGAGAGCAGCAACACGGAACUCUGAGGAUGAUGGGAAAGACACAUUGCAGUGCAUAGCUGAGAUGCUUCGCAUCACUAAACAAGCCACAGGGCAAGAUCUGGUUGUGGUUGAGAAGAAGCUGGAUAGGCGGCAGAGCAGACCUCACGAAGACAUCAUGAUCCAGAAUAAACCUGCCGACCAAGUCCCGGGCGGGUCCGGCCUGGCGCAGGGCAAAAGUUUCCUCCUCAACAAAUUCUCCUCCCUCAACCAGAAGGUGAAACAGACCAAGACUAACGUAAACAUCGGCCCCUUCAAGCCUCUCGGUAAGCUGGGCAGCUUCUCCAAGCCCGACGUGGCUGUAAAUUUCCUCAAACCAAAUAUGCACGUCAACCUGUGGAAGUCCGACAGCAGCUUGGAGACGUCCGACGCCGUCACAGGAAACCUUAAGGACCUCGCUGACGAGCAUUACGACAACUCUUCAGACUCGGACUCGUACAAUUCAGACCCGGAGCACCCCCCGUGCUCUGGCUCCCUGGAAAAAGUGGACUAUGUGCUGCCCAGCUGCGGCAUCGUAGCAUCAAAUCCCCGACUGGGCAGCCGCUCCCAGUCCAUCGGCAGUGUGGAGCUCAAUAUCCCAUCUGUCGGUCGGGUGACCGGCUGUGACGGAAAGCAAGAAAACCUCUCUGAAAUCAGCGAUGACAAGUCCCCCGGGGCUGCGUCGGUGGCUGAAGAAGCCAUUCUCAUUGACUUUGGCACUCCAAUCGACGCCUACUGCCACCAGUUCGUGCACGACGCCCAGACCAAACCCGUGGAGGUGUUUGGAGAGCAGCCGCCGCCCAACGCCCUUCCACUCAACCCUGUGCAAAACAAGACGGCAGCAGACUCGGACAAGCAGCGGAGCUCCGAGCCGCAGGACCAGGACGAGGAGCCGCAGCUCCCCAGGCCGUCCCAGCUGGACGUUCAAAACUCUACCUCCGGUUCCAACCUGCUCUCCAUCCAGAAACCCAGCUCCGCCAUCUCCGGGGGUUCCCGGGGAAGCCUGUGCUCACAGAUGGAGGGAAGUCUGGGGCCGUCGCCGGCCGACAGCAACGGCAGCCGCGUGGUGUCGCCCUUCGCCAAGAUCAAGAGUUCCAUGGUCCAGGUGGCCAACCUGACCCAGGCCGGACUCACCCAGGGCAUCAACUACGCCGUCGCAAAGGUGCAGAAAAGCCCCGAGCCGGAGACCGUCAACGAGGCCCAAGAGAACGAGCUGAAGGCAAUGUUUACACAGUGCCAGACCCGGAUCAUCCAGAUCUAGUCCUUUACUCGUAGCAGGUCAUUCAGAAAACUACGGUGGCCGAGACCCGCCACUGCUGAAAAUAAAAGUAACGCUGCAAACAGAAACAAACGCUGCUGCAAAUAAAAUAAAACGCUGCAAACAAAUAGAAACGCAGCUGAAAAUAAAAGAAACGCUGAAAAUAUAUAAAUAAAAAACAACGCAAAUAAAAAAGCCACAACGGAAGUGAGUUACCGGGGACUGUUUUUGCCGAUGCACCAGUGUUUUUAUGCGAGAGGACACCGGUGUUGUUGUUUUUAUCAUUAAUAAUAAUGCCAAGAAUAAUUUAAAGCGUGGGAAACAAUAGUUAUUUGGAUGAAUGUGAAGUUGAAGCUGUGUGUGGUGGUCAGGGACUUCUCCUCUCACGUAAAAAACACCGGUGCAUCAGCAAAAAUAGUCCCCGGUAAUUCACUUCCGUUGUGGCUUUUUUAUUUGCGUCGGUUUUUUUUUUUAUUUGCAGCGGGGUUUCUUUAUAUUUGCAGCGUUUAUUUUUAUUUUCAGCUGCGUUUUUCUGUAUGCAGCGUUACUUUUAUUUUCAGCAAUGGCGGGUCUCGGCCACCGUAGAAAACCCUUACGGUAGCAGUAGCAAACGCUUGCAAAAACAUCACUGUUUGGCCGAGAAACGUUCCACUGAAUUUGCCCUUUAUUUACACCGGCCCCCUUUAACUCUUUCACAGAAUCGAGAAAUAAACCCCCAAUCCCAGCAUCCGCCUACGUUUACACGCACAUGAUUAUUGAUUCUUCUUCCUUUCACCACAUUGCUCGUUACUUUGUCGUCGUUCUUUGCCGUGCGGCCUCAACACACUGAAGAUAUCUUUUAAUAAUCAGUUGUGCCUCCCAGUAGAAUUUGCAAUAAUACUGACACCAUUUUCUUUUCUUUUGGUAUAAAUGUCUCAGAUCACCUUUUUAUGCAGCACUUGAGUUAAACGGAUAAGUAGAAUAUGGUUAUCCUUUACGAUAUCUGGGGAAGUAUUCCCAUACGUCAGUGAAACUUUGAUAAGAUCUGAGAAUCUUAAAUCCCUCCAGAGACGCCUUUAUUAUUGAACUAAAUCGCUCCUUAGGUACAAUUCUUAUGAACUCAAUACAAAUGACUUACCAGACGAGAUUAAAUAACAGUUAAAGCAGAUAUGUAAGUUUUAUAUGCACCAUAAAAUCACCCCCAGAGGGAUUUGUAAAGUAUUUUUUGCUCCCGGUGACCACGUGACUGUCCUUAGACUGAAGUUAUUUAAUGACGCCUGCAUGUGUGGUUGAUGGUAACAACUGUUAACAUUAGCUGCAUGCAGAAAGACCAACUCUGACUUUAUCCUACGCCGUACGUCAUUCUGAAUGCAGCUUACCUUUUGAUGUAAACCUCAUAAUAACCCUCAAUUUGUUGGAACCGUUGUAGAAAUGAACCAAAUAUCUUUUUUGGGAAACCCAGAGGACCGUUAUAUUUGUGGAAUAUUACAAUUUGUACAGCUGUCACAAGCGAGCAGGAUGACAUACCGUACGUAGAUAUCCUUUGUAAUAUCAGUGUUGUCGAAUGUGACUUAGAUGGAAUGCGGUAAUAGAGACGACCCCAUUAGACCCUUAGUUAAGAGUAUCCCGGUCGUCGAUAUGUACAGUGAGUAUUAUUUGUGUUCUCGGGCAGAGCUGUCUGCAUUCACGGUUGGGUGGAAACUGGAGCGUUUUAUUUUAAAAGAAUGCUCUGUUGUGUCAUUUCAGAUAGAAAACUAAGGGAUUGAAGUUGUUCUGACAGCUGUAUGUAAUUAAAUAACUAUUCUACUGUUGUACUAUUUAAUAUGAGGAUUUGUUUGAAUAUGACCCUUGGCCAGCCGUGACAUCGCAUGUUUGACCGAGACCGGAGUGUAGCACAUAUUGGGUAUAUAUGCAGUCGCACCCAUCCAUUUAUUAGAAAACACUUUUUGAAAUGCUUUAUGCACUCCCGAAACUGAAAGCAUAUUUGCCUUAACAGUGAAUUUAAGUGGGAUUCUGUAUAUCAGGUAUUUAUGGCAAAAUCUACCUUUUUAAGUCCAUUCUUUCAUGUUACAUUUGGUGUACUGUAUAAAAUAUGUUCAGGGUAACUUUGUCAUCGAGCUUCGUCUUGAAACGUUUCAUUUAGAUACCAGCACGUCCAGUCUUAGGUGUAAACAGUGUGCUAGUUGGGGGUCAUGUGCCGUUAAUUAGAACAUCAUUGCUGCCGCUGGUUUGUUCACCCAAGAACUCUCGUCGUCUUCAGAUUAUAUUAAACAUACACUACUAUUAUUAUUGUUGAUAAUAAAACAACCUCACCCAGUGAGGUGUUGCCUCAAUCACUUAUCCAGUCCAUUUUUCAUGUAUUAUUGAUGAACAUUUCUGAUAAAACCUUGUUGUAGAACGCCAUAGGAAAUUAUAAUGAACCUUGUCCCCCUUGUCCCUCUGUUUAGUGUUUGUUUUUUUAAAUAACUGUGCUUUGAGGAGAAAUAUUCCAAGAUAGAGUUGUAUACGUUUCAUAUUUUUGUCUUUUCUGCACUCUGCUUGCUCACCAGCAGGUGAAAUGUGGGACACUUUUAGAUUCUGUUAUAAUUGUUUUGAAUAAAACAGUAGUUACGGGUGCUGCUGAUGGUAUGUGUUGCUGCCAAAGCUUUAAAAGGUAAUGGGUGUAAUGAAAAUAUGUAAUACAGAGGGUUAGUUUUAGUUUUUCUUAAUUCAUUCAGGUUUGCUAACACUGGAGCAAUUUUUAACGCAGAGUAAACAUUUAUUGUGUAUGAAGCUAAAAGGAACAGUAAUCUUCAACAUUCCUGAUAAACCAGUGAAAGCGUCGCCGCUCGUUUGCUUUUUAUAUGCAAAAGAUUGCAGUUAUAUUCAAAUCGUGCAUUUGCCGGGUGAGAAUCUUGUCUCUUUCACAUCAGUCGUAUUUGCAUCCAGCUCCUCGUUUGUCGCGGCCGCUCUUCCCCUCCAUUAGGACCCCCGGCCAUGACGCGUCGUCAUGUGACUAGAUGUUCAAGCAUUUGAUUUGCACUGUUGAAGCACAUUCUUCUGGCACUGGCGUUCAUCUGGAUGUCUAAAGGCUUUCCUCUGUACUGUUGCCAUUGUUUUCCACAAUGUACUGAGAUUGUAUUGUAUAUUAAAGUAUCCUAUUUAUUCUUA
Molecule: messenger RNA, 6873 nt
Organism: Cololabis saira (Pacific saury)
Lineage: Eukaryota; Metazoa; Chordata; Actinopteri; Beloniformes; Belonidae
Gene: inpp5f
Product: inositol polyphosphate-5-phosphatase F
Exons: 21
Coding region: 298-3747 (1149 amino acids)
Biological process (GO): phosphatidylinositol dephosphorylation; regulation of endocytic recycling
Cellular component (GO): clathrin-coated endocytic vesicle; early endosome
Molecular function (GO): phosphatidylinositol-4-phosphate phosphatase activity
Source: RefSeq, a predicted model, not a curated record